This is a messenger RNA of Megalobrama amblycephala (Wuchang bream), 1418 nucleotides long. RefSeq names its product sialic acid-binding Ig-like lectin 13. The record is from RefSeq and is a predicted model, not a curated record. NCBI's taxonomy places the organism in Eukaryota, Metazoa, Chordata, Actinopteri, Cypriniformes, Xenocyprididae. The coding region runs from base 245 to 1189 and encodes 314 amino acids. The transcript has 7 exons.
CAGCGCCUUGUCACGCUGCUGUCUAAAAUAUCUGUGGUGCUCCCAUUGACAACAAUUUUUAAAAUAUAAUCUCCCCAAUAUUCUGGUUUUAGGGGAAAAAAAAAAAUAAUUGUUGGACUCAUGGCCUUACACUACUCUUAUAUUUAUACUAUUGUUCUGCACUCAUAGCCCUUUGGAUAUUAAGCAAUAAUACUUUCAAUUCUGUAAUAAUGUUUAUUAAUCCAUUAUAUAAUUAUACAAUUAUAUGAUUUUAGCUAAUUUCCAAUAUGAGGUGGACGUAAUGCCCAUGAUCACAGCGUUGACCCGUUCCUGUGUGGUAAUACCGUGCAGUUUCAAGAUGGAAGAGGAAUAUGUGACCCGCCUCCAGAUUAUUUGGAUCUCCAAAACAGAUGGCUACAUGUUCCACACUAAAACGGACAACAUAUUUGGCAAAUUCAAAGGCCGCACAAGGCUUCUGGGAAACCCUGAUGAGCAGAACUGUACUGUGGAGAUGGAUGAUGUGCAAACUCAUGACAACGGGCCAUUCUGCUUCAGAGCAGAAAAGGAAAACAAGAAAUACAGCUUCAACAACAACUGUGUGUUCAUUAUAAUGCAGGCAUCUCCUAACAAACCUGUGAUGUCGUCCCUCCCUGAAGACAUUGAGCCUGGGGCACACCUCACCGUCAAAUGUUCAGUCAACCACACAUGUUCCUCUCACCCUCCCAAUAUCACCUGGAGCAUCCCAACAGCCCAAGAAACUAUCAGUCACAAUCACAUGGGUGGAGGCGUCUGGGAAACAGUGUCCACUGUGACCUUCAUUCCAAAUGGAUAUGAAGAGAAAGAUGAAAUUGUUUGCACUGCCAACUUUUGGGGUGGUAAAACUCAGAACAAUACUGCCUUCCUGAGUGUUAAGAGAGAUCAAGGUGUUGGAUUCGAGCUUUAUGUCACUGCUUCUUCACUUGUGUUCAUCCUCAUUUGCAUACUUGGAGUCUUCAUGUAUAAAAGGCGUCACAGACAUCCUCGUCAUGAUAUGCAUGUGUCAGAAAGACAGUCUGAACAAAGGCCAAACACAUCUACAGUGUCACAAAACAAGCCUUUCUCCAAGCCUCGUAUUCCAUCACCAAAGAGUGAGCCAAAAUCCUACUCAGGUUAUGAUUAUGAGGGCAACUAUGCUAACAUGGAAGAACUCAACGUGUAUGGAAAUAUAUGAUGAUUAUGUACAAAACAAGGUUCAACACAGUGUUUUUUUCUUCUUUUUUCUUUUUUGAAAAAUGCUCAAAAUAAGUAGAGCAGAUUGUAUACUUAAUCACUGUCUGUUUUUGAGUCUGAAGCAUGUAUGUAUUGACUUAAUUGAUUUUGUUAAUGCUUUUCCACUCUGUCAUUUAUCAAUGCUUUCCAGCAUGUUUGAACAUAACCAUAAAUAAAUAUAAAAUGGAUCA